UUGAAUAUACGUAAGAAUCGUCAGUCGCUCGCGAGCUUGUGUAGUCGGGGGGAAACAGAAAAAAAAAAAAAAAAAAAAUACAGCCCAAGCACGCGCGUUUUCUUUGCGCUGAACAGUUUCUCGAGACGAGAGAGGGAGGGCCCUUCUUGCACACACACACGUCAGUUGCGCCCGGACCUUCGCAGGGCUAGUGGAGAAAACCACGUGCUCCGCCGAGACCAUGGAUCCCGAGGUGGAGGAAAACAUCAGCAGGAAACUCGGCCUCGUCGACCAGUUGGCUGGACUGAUCAAGGCGCUCAACGAAAAUGGUGACGCGGGAAAGUACAAAGUAUCGAGCAAACCGGAGCCGAAGCGGCAAAUGGGCCCGGCGUGCACGUCGAGCUGCCGGCGCCGUUGCUUCGAGCGGUUGAGCGAGGAGGAGCGCGAGACCCUGUACACCGAGUUCUGGUCGUUGUCGAGCCGCAUGGCCCAGUGGGAGUACAUAGCGGCGAGCCUGUUCGUCAAGCCAAAGGGCAAAGCGACGACCAAGGACCGCGUGGUCAUCUCGAGGAGGAACAACUCGAGGGUGUACUUUUUCACGGUGCCGGACCGUGUAGAGCAGGUCUGCAAGACCAUGUUCCUCAACACCCUGGGCAUCAACAACUCGUGGACCUUCACCGUUUGCAAGAAGCUUAGGAUCAACGGGUACAUCAAGGCCGACGAGAGGGGCAAUUUUACCCACAGGCCCAGGAAAAAGGCCAAUUGACACCCGACGUCGCGUGUAAUACCACAUCGUGUACGAGUGUGCCUUUGUACAUACAUAUACCGUUAUAAUUUUUAAGGAGUUGAUAUUUUUUUACAAUAAAUA
Molecule: messenger RNA, 847 nt
Organism: Copidosoma floridanum
Lineage: Eukaryota; Metazoa; Arthropoda; Insecta; Hymenoptera; Encyrtidae
Source: RefSeq, a predicted model, not a curated record